CAAAUGGAUUGGCAGAAGCUACUUGAUCAAACGAAUUCGAUUCUUAGAAGAGAACUUACAGAGAUUAAGUCUCUCUUGAAGAUGAGCCUUAGGGUUGAUAAUUAUGAUAAAGAAACUAAGAAGGAUAUUAGAGAUCACAUGGUCAAUUUUGAGAAAAUAGAGUUUGAAUUUUUCAAGCUUUUUGAAUGCAAAUAAUAUUUAUGAGUAUGCAAUUCAAAAGUCUACAAGCAUGCAAGAGAAAUGUCAAGCAUUGUAUUCUGAGAACAGAAAUUUGAAGGAAGAGAUUGAAACCCUUAAAUCCAUAGUUAGCAAUCUAACUUCUUCAAAUGAUCAAAUUUCAACUCUAAAUCAAUCUCUCGAUAAAGCAAAGGAAGAACUAAAAUCAUCCCAAGCCAAUAACAGAAAACUAGUCGACCUCUUAGGCCAACUAGAAAAGAAGAACCAAAAACUCCGCGAAGAACAAGAACACCUCGAAGACGAAAACGACAUGCUCCAGUCCAAAAUCUCCGAUCUCAAGUCCAAAGUAGAACUCCUGAAGAAAAAGUUCGAAAAACGUGAACAAAAAGAGGGCAAAAUGAUGAAAGACCACAUAGACUUAGUCAAGAAACAUAUUGAGAUGGAAAAAGAACUAGCUGAUAUUAAUAAAGAUCUAGGAGGGUAUGACAGUCAGGAAGAGUCCAAAGAUGGGGAAGAGAGUUUAGAAGGAAUAGGGGGGAGUCAGUCUUCGGUUAGGAGUGAUAAUAGACAGGAAUGACAUCCAAGUGAGGAGGAUGAUAAGAGUUCGAAAAAUGAUAGUGUCAAAGGAGAUUUUAAGAAAUAUGAUAGUGAUGAUACGGAUAGUGAGUAUUAA
This is a messenger RNA of Moneuplotes crassus, 850 nucleotides long. The record is from the annotation of a GenBank genome assembly. NCBI's taxonomy places the organism in Eukaryota, Ciliophora, Spirotrichea, Euplotida, Euplotidae.